This is a messenger RNA of Juglans regia (Persian walnut), 2564 nucleotides long. RefSeq names its product carbon catabolite repressor protein 4 homolog 1-like. Gene Ontology annotation, biological process: nuclear-transcribed mRNA poly(A) tail shortening. The coding region runs from base 592 to 2394 and encodes 600 amino acids. Gene Ontology annotation, molecular function: poly(A)-specific ribonuclease activity. NCBI's taxonomy places the organism in Eukaryota, Viridiplantae, Streptophyta, Magnoliopsida, Fagales, Juglandaceae. Gene Ontology annotation, cellular component: cytoplasm; nucleus; CCR4-NOT complex. The transcript is spliced from 12 exons. The record is from RefSeq and is a predicted model, not a curated record.
GGGUGGUGUGAGAAAACCAAACACAAACGGGCUAAAAACAUAACAGUAGAGAGAGAAACCGAGGCCCUAUCAUUUUUUUAAUAGAAACCGUUUGUGUUUCUCUCUCUCUCUCUCUCUCUCUGCAGGACGGUCGAUCACUUAAUUUACUGUUCUCACUAACUCCGUAAAACCCUAAUUAUCUAUCGCUUCCUCCCUAGAAUCUUCAAUCCCUCUUCUCAAUCGAUCCACUUCAAUAGCUUUUCGAAGCCUAACCAUUUAUCUCCCUCUGUCUGACCUGAAAUACCUCACUCUUCGUGCAAGAUCCGUGGCGGCUUUCGUUGAAUUCGAUGCUAUUUUAGGGUUCGCUUUGUGGUCCGUCAAGGCUGGCGGGGAUUCGAGUCAAGUAAAUGGUGGAUCCGCCAGGUUUCCGUCCUCCUCCGCACGCGUGGUCUUCCCGAGGAAGCUUCCGGACUUGUUUCUUCUGUCUCUGUCCUUGCGGGUCCCACUCUGUUCGAUUGCCGUUAAAAGGGUUACAGAGCUGCGACGAUUUCUGAGUGGAAAAACAAAAAACAAAAAACAAAAAAACUAAAAAACGGAAGGAAGAGAAAAAGCAUGCUCAGUGUGCUGCGUGUGCACCUCCCUUCUGAUAUCCCCAUUGUAGGCUGCGAGCUAACGCCCUACGUGCUCCUUCGCCGUCCUGACAAGACCGUCACCACAGACGAUGUGUUCGAUUUUGCUCCACUCGAAGGCCACUUCUUGAGGUACAUGUGGUAUCGUAUACAAAGUGAUAAAAAAGUUGCUGUCUGUAGCAUACAUCCAUCCGAACAAGCCACACUGCAGUGCCUUGGUUGUGUUAAGGCCAAAAUUCCUGUUGCCAAAAGUUAUCAUUGCUCUCCUAAGUGCUUCUCAAAUGCAUGGCAACAUCAUCGUGUUUUACAUGACCGUGUUGCAAGUGCUGUAAAUGAAAAUGGAAAUGAAGAGGAAGAGUUGUUUGGGCGCUUCAAUAGUUCAGGAUCUGCUGCUAGCUUAUCUGGUUCUGCAUCAACUCCUAGCUUGACUAAUGGUUCAGCACCUUUGUAUCCUGCUGCUGUUACACAGAGGAGUAGUGGUGAAACUUGGUUUGAGGUUGGACGCAAUAAAAGAUAUACACCAACAGCUGAUGAUAUUGGCCAUGUUCUUAAGUUCGAAUGUGUUGUAGUAGAUGCUGAAACAAAACUUCCUGUGGGGCAUGCCAACACUAUAUUAACUUCCCGUGUAAUUCCAGCUCCCUCGCCUAGUCCACGUGGUUUAAUUCCCGUGAAUGGAGCUGAUCUGAUGGGGAAUCUAGAUUCAGAUGGCCGUGUUUCGUCCUCUGGAACUUUUACUGUGCUCUCAUACAACAUUUUGUCUGAUGCUUAUGCUACAAACGAUAUAUACAGUUACUGCCCCUCUUGGGCUCUUUCCUGGCCUUACCGCAGACAAAAUUUAUUAAGAGAAAUAGUUGGCUACCGUGCAGAUAUUGUUUGUCUUCAGGAGGUUCAAAGUGAUCACUACGAGGAGUUUUUUGCUCCAGAACUGGAUAAACAUGGCUAUCUUGGUUUAUAUAAGAGAAAAACGAAUGAGGUUUACAUUGGAAAUACCAAUACAAUUGACGGUUGUGCAACAUUUUUCCGGAGAGACAGAUUUUCACAUGUUAAAAAAUAUGAGGUUGAAUUUAAUAAGGCUGCACAGUCUUGGACUGAUAGUCAAUUGCCAAGUGCUCAGAAGAAAACUGCUUUAAACCGGUUGUUUAAGGAUAAUGUUGCUCUGAUAAUGGUUUUGGAAGCAAAAUUCAGUAAUCAGGGAGUUGAUAAUCCUGGAAAACGCCAGCUUCUUUGUGUGGCAAAUACACAUGUAAAUGUUCACCAAGAUUUAAAGGAUGUAAAGUUGUGGCAGGUUCAUACUCUUCUGAAAGGAUUGGAGAAAAUAGCUGCCAGUGCCGACAUUCCAAUGCUGGUUUGUGGGGACUUUAAUUCAGCUCCUGGAAGUGCUCCUCAUUCACUUCUUGCUAUGGGGAAGGUGGAUCCAUUACAUCCAGACUUGGCAGCAGAUCCUCUUGGUAUCUUGCGUCCAAACAGCAAGUUGGUGCAUCAGUUGCCACUGGUGAGUGCUUACUCAUCCUUUGCAAGAAUGGGGGUUGGUCUUAGUUUGGGACAGCAGAAAAGGAGAUUGGACCCCACAACAAAUGAACCCUUAUUUACAAAUUGCACUAGAGAUUUUAUUGGCACACUAGAUUAUAUAUUCUACACAGCGGACUCUUUGACGGUAGAAUCUUUAUUGGAGCUCUUGGAUGAGGAGAGUUUGAGGAAGGACACUGCGCUUCCUUCUCCAGAGUGGUCGUCUGAUCAUAUUGCACUCUUAGCUGAAUUUCGCUGCAUGCAUAGAGGUAGACGUUGACACUUCAGGGUCAGGAAUGGAGACGCCCAAAGAAGUUGUUGGAUAAAGAUAAAAGCUAUUGUUAGAAUUGUAGAUCAUAUGCCCGUGUCUUACUCAGGUAUCUCCUUGUGGGAUCCUUUCUAUGAUCUCCUUUGUAUUAUCUUAACUUGUCUUAUAGAAAAAAAAAAAAA